AUGCCCGGCACCUACGCAGGCGCACCGCCCGCGGGCUACACGGGAGGUCCUCCGGCAUCGCUGCAGCCUGGUGGAAAACCCUACCAGGCAUACCCAGGCUCCCCUCCUCCUCAAGGAUCGACCGAAUAUUCCCCCUACGGCGGCUCCCCUGCUCAGCCCUACCAUCAGCCAUACGGCACCCCGACUCCCCCAGUGCCCUCUGCUGGCUAUUCGCGACCACCCCCUGGUCCUCCUGGCCAACCGCCUAUUCCCUACCCCGCUCAGGCGCAGCAGGGCUAUUCACGCCCGCCGCCCCCGCCGCCUAAUCAGCCCUAUGGAGCGGGAUCGCCAUACCCUGGACAGCAGCAGCCACCCUAUGGCCAGCAUUCGCCUUAUCCGCCUCAAGGUCCUCCGUAUCCCGGUGCACAGGGCCGCCCCGGGCCACCUCCUGGUCCCCCCGGUGGCCAGUAUGGCCCUCCGGGCGGUGCUCCCCCGCCCGCGGCUCCCGCGACGCCGCAGCAGGUGGCUGCCUAUCGCCAGCUGUUGAUCGGGGCCAUUCAAGAGAAGAACCUCCAGAACUUUUACCCUCCCGAACGACUGGAUCGACUUGUCCAAAACCUGGCUGUUGAAGCACCGAGCAAGCUCAACCGGCUGGUGCACGAAUGGAACGUGCCUAUGGAGGUGGCGACUGACGUGAUGAAGCUCUCACUCUUUGAUAUCAUCCUCUAUGUCGAUGACAGUGGCUCCAUUGAAUUUGAGGAGAAGGGGCUUCGCAAGGAUCAACUUCGCCAGAUCCUGGGACUGGUGGCUACCGCAGCAUCGACCUUUGACCAAGAUGGGAUCUCGGUUCGGUUCAUGAACUCGAUGGAGGUCGGCGAUGGGAUCCGCAGCGCCGAUGAUGUAAACCGUCUGGUGUCUCGUGUUCGCUUUGCAGGCUUAACCCCGCUGGGUACCAGCCUGAGGAACAAGGUCAUCGAUCCGAUGGUGGUGGGCCCGGCCCGUGCCAACCGUCUUGACAAGCCCGUGCUGAUCAUAACGAUCACGGACGGCCAGCCAGCUGGUGAACCGCACGGGGCGGUGGCCGAUGCCAUUCGUUUGGCCGUGGACGAGGUGUCUCGGACUCGGUACGGCAAGGGUGCUGUCUCCUUCCAGUUCUCGCAGGUGGGCACGGACCAGCGAGCCCGCGAGUUCCUGGGGAAUUUGGAUGAAGAUCCUCAGAUCGGCCACCUGAUCGACUGCACUUCCAAUUUCGAGGUCGAGCAGGACGAGAUGUCUCGUGCGAACCCGCCGAUCCAUUUGACUCGGGAACUUUGGUGCGCAAAGCUGAUGCUCGGUGCGAUCGACGCCUCGUACGACACCAAGGAUGAGAAGCGCGCGGGAGGUCCACCACCUGCAGGACCCCCGCCAGCCCAGUAUGGCGGCUAUGGGCCGCCGCCAGGGGGCUCGUACCCCCCGGGACCACCGUCCUACAACCCGCAGCCGGGCUACCAGCAGCCGGGCUACCAGCAGCAGCAGCAGCCUCCCUACCCGCCCUCGAACCAGGGACCCCCCUACGGCCAGCCGCAGCCCCCUUACGGCUACUCUCCCCAUCCCCCGCCAGGCCCUCAAGGCUACCCACCACCUGGACAGUAUGGCCAGCCACCACCGCGUUAUUAA
Penicillium lagena is the source of this 1635-nucleotide messenger RNA. RefSeq lists its product as uncharacterized. Bases 1 to 1635 code for a protein of 544 amino acids. NCBI's taxonomy places the organism in Eukaryota, Fungi, Ascomycota, Eurotiomycetes, Eurotiales, Aspergillaceae. The record is from RefSeq and is a predicted model, not a curated record. The transcript is spliced from 6 exons.